AUGAGAAACGUGUACAAAACCUUGGCCAGCCAGUAUGACCCACUGGGGUAUAUCAUCCCAUUUACCACCCGGGCCAAGGUUCUCAUCCAAGACCUCUGGAAGCGGAAUUUGGGCUGGGACGAUCCGAUAACACCUCUACAGUUAAGAGAGAAGUGGCUAUCAUGGAUAAGAGAGAUUCCUAACCUCCUACAGCUGCAAUUUCCUCGGCCUUAUGCACCAGCCUGUGCUGAUAACCCUAGUGUCAUCCGGGAACUCCACAUCUUUUGCGAUGCGUCAGAAAGAGCAUACGGCUCAGUGGCCUAUUUGCGCACUACUGAUGAUCAAGGCCACGUCCAUAUCACUUUCAUUUUGGCCAGAUCCAGAGUGGCUCCCAGAAAAUGUCUCUCCAUGCCUCGUUUGGAACUGAGUGCAGCCCUGACCGGCGCUCAGUUAGCCAAAGUGAUCCAGACUGAGUUGUAUCUUAACAUCCAUACAGUCAUCCUCUGGUCUGACUCAACAACCGUGCUGAACUGGCUGACAUCUGAGUCCUGUCGCUACAAGGUAUUUGUGGGGACACGUGUAGCAGAAAUCCAGACCCUCACAGACAAAGCUGAAUGGCGGUACAUUGAUUCAGCUCACAACCCUGCUGACCACAUCACAAGAGGUCUGACACUGACCCAGCUAGCAAGUCCCCACCAGUGGAGUUCAGGACCAGACUUCCUCCUUCAACCUUCUGAACAGUGGCCACCUACACCCGUAAUUAAGGUAGAACCAGAGGUCAGUGAGUUGAGGAAAACUGCAUUCAUCGGCACUGUCACAGUCUCCAGUCAUUCACUUCUGGACCCCAAUCAAUUCCACACAUGGCUAGAGCUUGUUCAGGCCACUGUCAGGUCCCUUCACGGGGCGGCUGCCACAGACAGUGACUCUUCCCCGCAAGCUGACGAUUACGUAGAAGCAGAGAAACUUAUCCUGGCUCAAGCUCAACAGGACUCAUUCCCACUAGAAAUCCAAGCUCUGAAGACUGGACAGCCGAUUCCAGCUAACAGCCGUUUGGCAUCCCUUGCACCAGAGUAUGAUAAGGACACAGGUCUCAUCAGAGUAGGGGGGCGAUUACGUCGAGCAACUAACCUUGACUUAGAUGCCAUUCACCCGAUUGUGUUGGAUCCUAGCCAUUCUACAACUAAGCUGUUAAUCAAAGAGACAGACUGUAGACUUCUUCAUCCUGGUUCUGAAAGGGUGCUAGCAGAAUUACGUCGUCAGUUUUGGAUACUUCGGGGCAGAGAAGCCAUCCGUAAGCAUCAGCGCAAAUGUCAAGAUUGUCAGUUCUGGCGAGCUAAGCCUGAAGUCCCCCAAAUGGCCGAUCUUCCAUCCUGCAGGCUGCAACUUCACCAACCGCCAUUCUAUUCUACUGGGGUAGAUUGUUUUGGCCCCUUUUCAAUCAAAGUUGGUCGUCGCCAUGAAAAAAGAUGGGGCAUCCUCUAUAAAUGUAUGACCACCCGAUGUGUGCACCUUGACCUGUUGGAACACCUUGACACUGAUGCAUUCCUGCUCUCUCUGCGUCGGUUUAUAGCACGACGAGGUAAGCCCAUGGAAUUGCUCUGCGACAAUGGUACCAACUUCGUAGGAGGAGAUCGAGAACUACGUGAGACCUUCAAUGUCAUGGCCCCCAAGCUUCAAGAGCUGCUUGCUCCACAGACGAUCAGAUUCCACUACAUUCCACCUAAUGCUCCUCAUUUCGGAGGAACUUGGGAGCGUGAAGUCAAGUCUGUAAAGACUGCACUACGUGUCAUUCUACGAGAGCAAACGGUGCCAGAGCCAGUGCUGCAGACCUUGUUAGUGGAAGUCGAGGGCAUUCUAAAUGCCAAGCCUCUUGGCUACGUAUCUUCUGAUGUCGCAGACGUGGACCCAGUCACUCCGAACCUACUCCUUAUGGGCCGUCGCGAUGCCUCCCUACCUCAAGUCUUAUUUGACUCUACCAACCUGCUCGGAAGACGCAGAUGGAGACACAGCCAGGUGUUGGCGGAUCAUUUCUGGACUGCCUUCAUCCGAGAUUACCUCCCAAGUUUGCAGAAUCGGCAUAAGUGGAGAAAGGAUGGCCGAGAGCUGACUAUGGGCCAAGUGGUUCUCAUUGUUGACCCCCAACUUCCUCGUGCCCUCUGGCCUGUAGGCACAGUGACUGAGACGUUGGCUGGACCUGAUGGAAAAAUUCGCACUGCUCGGGUCAGAGUUCAUGAGAAAUCCUACACUCGCCCAGUUGUUAGGUUGAUUCCACUUCCUCACUUUGAGGAAGAGCCUAAGACACUGUAGACAGACUUUCUUGAUGUUUACAAUUAUCCAGUCAGAUAAUUGGGGGCGGCUGUGUACGAAAGCCUGUCCUAGGGACCAGAGUUGUUAUCAACACGGACUGAUGUACUGUGUGACACACAAAGGACGGUUUGGUGAACGCUCAUUUCUGCACAAUUGCUUUGUUCUGUAUAAUGCGUUUAUGCCUUGAUACCAUUAAUACAGAUGUCAGUGCCAAAGAAUGACUAGUGCCGAUGACAACCCAAAG
This is a messenger RNA of Carassius auratus (goldfish), 2530 nucleotides long. RefSeq lists its product as uncharacterized. Gene Ontology annotation, molecular function: nucleic acid binding. Gene Ontology annotation, biological process: DNA integration. The coding region runs from base 1 to 2286 and encodes 761 amino acids. The record is from RefSeq and is a predicted model, not a curated record. Lineage: Eukaryota; Metazoa; Chordata; Actinopteri; Cypriniformes; Cyprinidae. The transcript is spliced from 2 exons.